Messenger RNA from Coffea eugenioides, 1091 nucleotides. RefSeq names its product NDR1/HIN1-like protein 1. The transcript has a single exon. The record is from RefSeq and is a predicted model, not a curated record. Gene Ontology annotation, biological process: defense response to other organism. NCBI's taxonomy places the organism in Eukaryota, Viridiplantae, Streptophyta, Magnoliopsida, Gentianales, Rubiaceae. The coding region runs from base 219 to 845 and encodes 208 amino acids.
AAUGCACCUCCACUCAAUCCUACUCCCAAUGAAUGCUAUAUAUGACACCACAAAACAUCGAUAGCGAUCUCUCACACUCUCAAAAAUCUAGAAACAUACCACAAAGCUAAAGCCAUUUACCAAUACCAGCCAGUUCCAACUUUCAACCAAAUCUCCUCCUCUAACUAAUCCCCUAUUGCCGGAAACCACCCUCUUCCAACACCCUCCAAACCACCAUUAUGUCGGCCAAGGACUGCGGCCACUACGAGCAUGAGAAACAGAAGCUCUUCCGCCGCCUAUUCGUGGCCUUACUCGCCUUCAUCAUCCUCAUUCUCUUCAUCAUUCUCCUUGUAUGGCUCAUCCUACGUCCCACAAAACCACACUUCCUCCUACAAGACGCCACCGUUUACGCCUUCAACGUCUCAGCUCCCAACUUGCUCACGUCCGACUUCCAAAUCACGCUUUCUUCUCGCAACCCCAAUGACCGUAUUGGCAUUUAUUACGAUAGACUUGAUGCCUAUGCAUCCUACCGUGGCCAACAAAUCACGUUGCCAACUUUGCUGCCUUCUACUUACCAGGGUCACAAGGAUAUUACGGUUUGGUCCCCAUUCUUGUAUGGAAAUUCAGUUCCUAUUGCACCAUAUUAUACCGAUGCUUUAACUCAAGAUCAAUUUGCUGGGACGGUUUUGAUCAACAUUAAAGUUAAUGGAAGAGUUAGAUGGAAAGUUGGUACGUUUAUCUCUGGAAGAUACCGUUUAUACGUUAAUUGUCCUGCCUAUAUAAAUCUUGGAAAUCGGAAUUCUGGCAUUAUGGUUGGACCAGCGAUUAAGUAUCAAUUGGUGCAGAGCUGCCAUGUUGAUGUUUGAACGAGUUCCAAUUUCGUGGGCUCAACCGCUCAAGGUGAAGAGUUAUUUCCACUAUCUUUUCUUUUCAUCCAAUUCGAGGAAUUAAAUUCUUGUCAAUUGGAGAUUAUGUAUGAAUUUACAGUGGUUAAUUUUAACCCCUUUUACUCAAUUUGAAGUUUAAAUUUUUAUAUUUGUAGUAUGUACAAUGUAAUUGGUGGAGAAAAAAAGAAAUGUUUCAUGAAUUAAUGGAGCUGCCCCACCGACAAA